AUGGCAACUAGUUCAUUAAAUGAUUAUUACAAUUCGCAUACAAGUCUUGAAAAAAUCAAUCCGUUAAUACGUUCAGCAUAUAACACAUCAUCUGAUUUCGCUGAGUAUAAAGAAAAACUACUUGCUAAAGUCGAUACUGGAAUUCCAAAUGAAAAUACAGCAUUUCUUGAUUCACUCGGAGAACUUCGUCGUGAACAACGCGCGAAAUUAGUUCAAAUUGAACGUGAUUACUACAAUUUAAAGGACACACGAUCCUUCGAUGUUCCAUUCUAUCCUCAUGAGGUCGAACAAAAAUAUGAACCAAUUGUCACAUCCAAGCCACCCUUACCUACCGCAUCUCGACGUUCUCCUUCACCUGUAUUGGUAACACAAGAACAAACGCAUCACAUUUAUCAUCGUCCUAUAUCGACGAAUGUAACUCGACGACAUAGUACUGACGAGAAUUUAGUUUUAAGUCCGCAUCGAACAUCUGCCGACGAUACAAUGACAAGUGAUCGAGAUGUGGCAACAACUGACGUACAAAGACACAUACAUCAUCUAUGGAACGAAUUUGAAUUGGAAGAUUAUCUUGAAGAGAAGAAAGCUCGUCGUCGACCGAGUUUACCUUUAAAUGACAAUUGGGCAGGUCGUGUCACUGUACCACAACCAUUCGAUUUAACCAAUAGUGUAUCCGUGGACAAUGUUCAUCGAAGAAAAUGCAUGCAUGAAAUAGAAGCGGCAAAAAUACAAAAGGAAGUCGACGACGAGCUUAUGUUGAAUCGUUCAUUCAAAGCCACUCCUGUUCCGGCUCAUGUUCGCAUGCCUUUAUAUGAACAAUUGCAAGAAGAACAACGUAUGCGGCGUGAACAAGUCCGACAUAUGACAAAAGAAUAUUUAAAUUCAAUUUCAAAACCAUUCGGAUUUGAAUCACGUGACCGAGCAAGAACAGCCUAUCGACGACAUUCAUUUUCCGAUGGGGACACGCCUCGACGUCAACCACAAUUCAGAGCUAAGCCAAUACCUGACUUUUACUAUCGAACCAGCAAAGAUAUCGAACAAAUGAAGGAAAAUUCUCUCUAUCGUUCAAUAAAGAAACAAGUUCGAGCGAAUGAGUUACUUCGUCAAUCACGUCUUCCGUCUAGUAUGCAACGACGCGAACAUCGUACGAAACAAACACGUCGCUGUCGAAGUGCUACUGAUCUAGCUCGUGUCGGUCUUGAAGAAUGCACGUUCAAACCCAAAACAAAUGGUUAUUAUAUACCAAAUUAUGAUAAACUACAUUCGAGAUUUUUACGUGAAACCGAAGAAGCGAAGCGUUCGCGACCACCAACAGAAUGUAAACCAUUUUUAUUGUACACAAGUAUGAUUCCGUCACGACAAGAGCGUGUACUGAGUGAUAUUCGCGCUGAAGAAGAAAUGCGAUAUUUACAAUCGUUUCAAAUCAAGGGCAAACAACUUCCCACUAGAUCAACAUCAGGAAUGAAUUUAUCAGCUAAUCUUCAACAACCGGAAGCAAUACCAGUAAAGAAAACUGAUGUACAACAGUUACGUGAAUCAAUGGGAAAGAAAAAACGACGCGAGCAUGAAGUUCGAAAUAAAUUCGAAGAAAAAUUUCAACGAGCAAGAUCAGCGAGAGAAAAACGAUUGAAAGAGGGCAUUCAUGAACGAGCGAAAUUGAAUGAUAAAUCAACGAUAUACAAAGCGAGAAAAGAAGAGAGUACUCGCAAAGUUCGACAAUCCAUUCAAGAUGUAGAAGACGAUUAUGCGAGAGAGCUGAAUAGAAUGCAUAAUCGAGUUGAUCGACGUCCGUUACAACUUGAACAACAACCGAAAACGAAAGCUACACGAGAUUUAGAACGAACGAUUCAACAUGCAAUGAGUGUAGCAAAAAUAACUGACAAAGAUCUGAUGAGAGAACGAUUUAAUCCACCAAAUGUAAAAGUGUCACAAACGCGUUCGGAUUAUUAUUCUUAA
This is a messenger RNA of Adineta ricciae, 1953 nucleotides long. The record is from the annotation of a GenBank genome assembly. Lineage: Eukaryota; Metazoa; Rotifera; Eurotatoria; Adinetida; Adinetidae.